Molecule: messenger RNA, 771 nt
Organism: Vanrija pseudolonga
Lineage: Eukaryota; Fungi; Basidiomycota; Tremellomycetes; Trichosporonales; Trichosporonaceae
Product: 3-oxoacyl-[acyl-carrier-protein] reductase FabG
Exons: 3
Coding region: 1-771 (256 amino acids)
Molecular function (GO): oxidoreductase activity; protein binding
Source: RefSeq, a predicted model, not a curated record
AUGACGAGCGCAAACACACUGCAGGGCAAAGUCGCCAUCGUGACCGGCGGCGCGAGCGGCAUCGGGCUCGAAGUGGUGAAGCAGCUGCUCUCCCUCGGCGCGAACGUGACCGUAGUCGACCUCUCCCCCGCCUCGCUUGCCGCCGCCGUCGCCGGCCUGGACGCAGGCGACCGGGUCCUCUCGGUCCAGGGGGACACGACGCUCGAAGCGACGUCGGAGCGCGUCACCGCCGAGACACUUGCGCGCUGGGGACGCGUCGACUAUGCCGUCCUCGCCGCCGGCACGGCGUGGCCCACCGCCCGCAGCUUCCUCGAUACGAGCGAGAAGGAGUGGGACUUUAUCAUGGGCGUGAACGCCAAGGGCGUCUUCUUCGGCAUGAAGCACGCGCUCAAGGGCAUGCUCGCGUCCCCUGGCGGCGGCGCAGACUGCGCGGUGGUUGCCAUCGCUAGCACGGCCGGGCUGGAGGGCGUGGCUGGCCACGCAGACUACGCCGCGAGCAAGUUUGCCGUGCGUGGGCUUGUUGCGAACGCCGCGGCAGAGUUUGGCCCCAAGGGCGUGCGUGUGAAUGCCGUGUGUCCGGGAUUCACCGAUACGCCGCUCACCGCGGGCCGCACCGUCAUGGGCGAGGCGGCCAAGGCGCGCUCGUCGCUCAAGCGUAGUGGCCGCCCCGAGGAGAUUGCCGACGCCUGCGUCUUCCUGCUUUCCCCGCAAAGCAGCUUUGUCACUGGUAUCUCUAUGCGCGUCGACGGCGGGUGCGCCAAGUUUAUGUAG